GAUGGUUUGAAACUUUGUAGCAAAGUGACUUAACUUUACUCGGUUUACUGUCAACACUGUAGCAACAUGGAGGUAGGCAGAGAUGUGGCGUUUUACUGACAGAGACCUACCAAGUUCAGCAACUGUUAAAAGCACGAUGUUUAGAAAACGGAUUGGUGUACACCUACCCCUCGUCCUGCUGCCGUCCAGAGGGGAGUGGAGCCGGCAGAGGCAGGUAGCAGCAGCCCCGGCUUGGUGGACGCAUCCGUCGCAUUCCUCCACCAUGCCGGACCGGGGAAAGAGGCGACGACUGGAUGCUGUCAGCUCAUUCAACCUAUUAGACACCGGCAGCUCCAUUUAACUCCGCAUGUCAAAGUUUGCAUUUUCAUGACGCAGCAGCAGCAGUGUGGAUGGAUUAAAGGUAUGAGCAGGAUGCCUUGAGCUCGCGACCCCAUGCCAUUUACUGGUAAAUCAAUAAUUUACAGAGAGUGACUACAUGGAUUAAUACAUUGGAACGGAUACAUAAAACAUGGGAGACCUGGAGUGUGGCUUUGAGGAAAUGCAAGGAGUGAGAUUGGGAUACCUGCUCAUCAAAGGCAAGCAAAUGUUUGCUUUGUCUCAGGUCUUCACCGACCUGCUGAAGAACAUCCCUCGGACCACGGUGCACAAGCGCAUGGACCACCUGAAGGUGAAGAAGCACCACUGCGACCUGGAGGAGCUGCGGAAGCUCAAAGCAAUAAACUCUAUAGCUUUCCAUGCCGCUAAAUGCACUCUCAUAUCGCGGGAGGACGUGGAGGCUCUGUAUUUCUCCUGCAAGACGGAGCGUGUGUUGAAGUCCAACAAAAGGAAAGCGAAAGCGGUGUGUUCCCCCGGGGAUGAGGAUGCGUCCCCGGGGCUCCUCCGUGCGGACGCCGAACUGUGGAAGGAAAAAGUUUGGUUUAGUUUGCACGGUGUCCCGGAGACUCUCACACUUCACAACAAAACGGGCAGGAGGAGAGAGCUGACUCCUUGCCUUGCCGACUCCAAACUACCUCAAUUUUACCACAAAACCCACGGACGGGAACACCUUUCGGUGACUAAGUCCAGUCACAAACACUUUAAAAACUAUGAAACAGCUAAAAUAACAGGGAACCGUGUUACUUUGAGCCAAAGGCACUCGUUUUUCCGGAGCGCAGUGAGCCGGCAGCCGGUGGUGCUUCAGUCCGCCAUAGCUGCUCAGUCCAGGCUCUCGCGCACAGCCGGCGACCUACUUCACAAAAGGAAGAGGAGGCGCGAGGGGGGCGGCGGCAGGGACAGCGCGAGGCGCUCGUGGAGCAGGAGCAGACACGCGCACCACCACGUUUCACCGGUGCUCCUCGUACAACCCAAAUCACCCGGCAGUCACGGGACUUCUUUUGGCGCUUUCCACCUCGGUCCGGAUUUCUAUCUUGACUCCAGACCUCACCAUCAUCAUCACCACCAGCAUCACCAUCAUCAUCAUCACCACCACCACGAGCCGACUUUCCCGGAGAGUUACAGCAGCGACACCGAGUCCAGCACCUACUCAGACCGGGCGUACCCAGACUCCGACUUUGGGUCCGGCUUCUCCACCACCAGCAACUCCGGGAGCUCAGAGGAGGAAGAGGAGGGCGAGGAUGAAGAUGACACGCAGUCAGAGAGUUCAGAUGUCAGCUCAGACGAGGAGGAGAGCUCCUCUCAGUCCGACUCGAGCUCCGUUUCUAGCCGUGUUUCGGUCCAGAGCAUCCGGUUCAGACGGGCUCGGGUCGGUUCUCUCGCCAAAAGUCUCAACACUAGUAAAGCACCUUUGGUCCUGCAGCCCACGUUUCACUACAACAACCAGCAGCAGCAAGAGAAACAACACAGGACACAGGGCCAUGCUGCCACUUCACAGACAGGCCACAGACAGGAGAAACGUAAUAAAUGUGAAUUUAUAUGCAGUGAAACUAGAAAGGACUCGGGACCCUUACAGCCACCAAAAUUUAACUCCACUGUUGUUGGGGAGAGCUUUUUCACUGAGGCCAAAAGGGAAAAGGCGUUUGAGGCUGAUCCAAACAGGGCUGACCCUGUCUACGAGCUGGUCCCUUAUACACCGGGGCUCAACCGGAAUAAGGCCUUUCACCCCUCACGCAGGACACCGGCGCAUCCCACCAAGUGCCCCCCGGGACUGAGCGCACAGUGUGACCAAGACAAAGACGCCAAGCUCCCCAAAUGUACCGACAAAAGAGAGGCGAAGGCCAGCAGCCUUAAACUGCCCACUCCACUGAAAAAAAUAAAGACCGAGGCGGAGGAGCACUCUGUGACCGCCGCCCCCCACUCGGAAAGCGGCAGGACAGCCAGGACACCACCCUUCAACCUCCACAAUGUGAAAGUUAAAGUGGAGGAAAGCUGUGAUGAAUAUGAAUACCAGAGCCAGGCCACUGCAGUCAAAUGUAAAGGAGAUAAGGCAGAGAGCAGCAAUGGCCAAUAUCCCAGCGGAGCCAUCAAACAAGGGGACUUUUUCAGCAGCGGGAUUAAAGCCACAGAUAAGAGCCAUGAGGCGGCUUCCAGGUCCCCCUGUAGUCCUCAGGAAUGCUGGAGCACCCAGGACACUCCAUGUAUCGAGGAGGGGGAGCACAGGAGCAAAAACUGCAGAGCUCCGGUGCUGAGGAAUAAGAAAUCCAGAGUUUCCAGGACGCAAACAAAACAAAACGUGUUCUGUGUCAACAAGGCUGCCUCUUCCUCUUCCUCUACUUCUUCUUCUUCUUCUUCUCGUCCCGCGGGCUGCGAGGAGGUUUCGGCGGAGGAUUUACCGAGCAGACGCAAACGCAGCACCGCGAGCACUGUAGUAUCGCCUGCGAAAAUGCCUUUCAGCCUGAUGGCAAAUUUCCCAUCCCCGCCGUCGCUGAUUGUUGGCAGCGACGGGGAUUUGUGCCCUGCUUACUCCCUGAACUCGCUGAGGGGCCCCGGGCCUCCCCCUCCGUCCCACCCCGUGUGGAGGUGGCAGCCAGGCGGACAGAUUCUCCCUCCCCCACUCGCUCAGAGAACUAGGAAAUACUGAGCUGGUUUUUAAAGCAAAUUUUUUUACAAAAAUAAAGUCCCGGCUGUGUCCAUUUCCAACCUAAUCGUAGCCGGAGUCUUAACGGAAGCUCACCAAAUUGCUCGCAACUUUAUCGGUGUUUAUUAUUAUUUUUACUUCCCUUUUUUCUGUGAAUGGGUUUACAUUCCGCUUUGUUUUGAAGUUUGAUCGAGGAAAACCCACAAGAUCCCCUUUUUGGAGCCCCAGAAAACGCCCACAGGACUGUAAGACACCGCUCAUGGAUUUAUGCUUAAAAACUUUAAAAUAAGCUAUCAGCCCUAAGGAAUAUGUUAGGUUCUCAUUAUUGUGUUUACUUGACUGUUUUUUCUGAUUAUUUCUUCUUCGCUUUUCUAUGCUCGACCUGUUGGAUUGUAUGGUGCCAGGGUUUCAGUGGUUUGUGCUUUGUCUGAAAGAGGAAAGGGGUUAAAAAAAAAACCUCAGCAUUCCUUGAGAUGAGGCUACUCUUAAUCUAGCUCGGACUGAGGGCACAUUUGACGUGGUAAAUAAAGAAAUCAGGGUUUCCCAUUCUGUGCCACUCGGUAUGUUUUAUAUAUCAAAGCUGUGUUUUCUUUCAUGACUGCCAUGCUGACCAGCGUGGCCACAGUGGCCCAUUUGUCCAAAUGUUCAAGUUCAGAGAAUUAUUAAAAAUUGGUUUAUUAAUGUCUAUCUAUACAUGCUCACAGUUAAGCCUUUAUUAGUUUUGACAGGAAUGUAUUCCUGGUGGUUGUGGGGUUGUUGUUUUUUUUGUUUUGUUUUUUUCUAGAGUCCUUGUGAUCUGGUUUUCAGUCUUAUUUUUAUUUCUGCGGAGUAUUUUCUGGUUUGCAUAUGUGUGACUGUGCACAGAUGCAGGUCCAGACACAACACAGGCCUUAUGUACAGACAAUCACGAAUGAAUAAGGCUCAGACCUUCAUAGCACGUUCUGCCCCACGGUAGGUUCAUGUCCCUCCUGCUCCACUUGGCCACCGAUUUCCGUAUUUGCGUUUAGAGCACGAACAUGAGUUUAAAAAAAACAAACAUACUGUAAAACACAUAGACAAUAGAUAAGUUAUGGGAAGGAUGUGAUUCAGGAGUCACAGUGGGGAAAAACAGCACCAAAACAGCGUGAAACACCUUCUAGCUACUCAGAAACAAUGCGACAAAGCACAAGAUAUAGGCUUAAAUGCAUUGCACUUUGAUACUGUUGGGGGUCUUGUUUCAGCUUUGGGGUUUUCUGACUAGCCUGUGAAAUGAUGUCUGAGAAAUGCUGAUAGGGGAAAAAAACCCAGCGAAAGAUGCGACUGUUUAAUUUGGAUGUAGACACAAAGGCCAAACUGCAUUCAUUUGACUGCCAUUUGAAUGUUUAGGAUUCAUCCACGUGAGUUUCUAACCAUGCCAUGAUGAUUUUCUGAUUGCCUUUAAUUUAAUAAUAUGCUAAUUUCCGUGAAGCAACUGUUGUCCAUUAUUCUAUUUUGAGUUGAAGUCAAAUGUCUCGAUCUGAGCUGGAAAAAAAAAACGUCAAGUAUUUCCUAUUAUUGGCUGUGUUUCUCUCUGAUACACCCCAAAAAAUCCGUUUAAAAUAUUGUAAAGUACAUCACAAUCCUUAAUGUAGCCUUUUGAAUAUGGCCGCUCAGUGAAUGUAGUCCCUCAGACCUGUUUCAUUUGGCCCCUAAAUUCAGUGUACACACCUUUUUUUUUUUUUAAACAGUAGUAACUCAAGUGGUUGAAGUUGCACCGACAUGUAGGUAUUUUAAGUAAAUGUGUAGAUGUUUUUGAUGUCAGUGCAGGAUGCGCUCUGCUAAUUGACAGGCUUUUUAGUCUGCGACAAAGAGAGGCCCAGCUUAUGGCGAGCCAGAUCACAACAAACCCAAAGCCAGUGAAUGAUGUCAGCCCCCUCACAAGCGCAGCAAAGGGUGCAUUCAUUCAGAGGAUUGGAGAAACAAUUUAAUGGGUGAUUGUAAAAAGAGAUUUUUUUUUUAAUACAAUAAGUGAGUUUCACUCUGCCUAAAUCCAUGGGGAUACAUAUGGUGGGCUAGAUGUUUAGCCAUGUGAUUAAAGCACCACUCUGCAGCCACGAAGCCCCAUCCCACUAUGGGCCUUAUUUCUGAGGCUGGAAGCGACAAACUUGAACUUAUAUUCCCAGCCUGUAAACUGGCAAUUUUUGAAGCCAUGCCACAAGCUGGUAUAUGAGCAGGCUAGCAGUAAAGCGGAGGGGGUUGCACACGGUUGAGAGGGGGAGUUGCUGUGUUGCAAGAGCGAAGCUUUCAACCUUUAAUCCGCAUGUCAAAAGCAUAGGCUGCACGGCAUAGGAAGAAGAGGAAUAGCCUUCGCCCAAAGCUGUGCGGGUUUGCCCCCCUGACGCACCAGCCUAUUCUCACGCAGUGCUCACAAUACGCGGCUGAGGGACGAAGAUGGUGGUAAUGGCCUGUUGGGAGGGCCUUUCCACCGUUAAGACAAAUAGCUCUCUGACAGUGACGCUAUCAAUGUAAACAAUUGCAUCGUGCAGCAGCUAGAGGUUGCAUGCACUCUUCCCCCCUCCUCUUCCUCCUCCUCUUCCCCACUUCCCUGCCCUCCUCAUUCACUUCGCUUUUUUGAUACAAUACUUGAGGUCAGGUUUUUGACACGGAAUUUGAAGUCACUGGUUGUUUAUAUAAAACUGAAUAUUUAUUUUUGUGAAUUUUCUGGGGUUUCUUGUAUAUUGAUUGAUUUUUUUUUUGUUGUUGUUGUGAAUAUAGGCUACUAUAUAGGACAACUGCACUCGAAAUGGAAACUUGAACGGUGAAGCACUUUCCCUUUCUUUUCUUUUUUUAAUUAUGAAGCAUUCAUUAAACGCGACUGAGUGUAA
This is a messenger RNA of Siniperca chuatsi (mandarin fish), 5856 nucleotides long. It is a transcript of the gene skida1, whose product is annotated as SKI/DACH domain containing 1. The record is from RefSeq and is a predicted model, not a curated record. The transcript is spliced from 2 exons. The coding region runs from base 509 to 3016 and encodes 835 amino acids. Lineage: Eukaryota; Metazoa; Chordata; Actinopteri; Centrarchiformes; Sinipercidae.